AUGCAGUCGGACGAUCUCUUCGUUCGUAAGAUGCGACGCCACUCGAACCGCCCGCCGCUCACCUCGUUCUCCUUUGACAACUUCCGGGCCCCCAAGCCCCAGGUGGGCGAAGGCCCACUAGUGGGCCACUGUGGACCGCCGCUGAGGUCGCCGCAGCGCAGCGGUCUCAUGCAUCGCAGUAACAGCGAUGUGACCCUGAGCGAAGGGGAGCUGGCGGCCGCAGCAGGGACUCCCAGCUCGUCGUUGCCGCUGGCUGUAGCCUCCGGGACAGGGUUCCAGCGAAACAGCAGCAGCCCCGUCAUGCCCUCAAAGAGCAUGGCGCCCCCUCGAGCCCGGGCACACAGCCACGAAGAGUCCCGGGUGGGCAGUCCCACCGCCCGGCGUUUCCGCGACCCCCUGCUCCUGCUGGGACUGGCGUCCUCGGACGUGUGGGAAUCGGAGAGGGGCGGCACCCCGUCAGCGGAGACCAGCGUAUCCCUUCCUGCAUCGGAGGCGGCCACGCCGGUGUGGGGCCGCCACCUGGCCCAUUACGACGUCCAGAGUAUCCUCUUUGAGCCCGGCGAGGGGGCCCAGGAAGCAGCCAGGCAGUGCAACAUCACCACGGGUGCCUCGGCGGCUUCACAGUCCCGCACGGCGGACGUGACGCUGAUUCUGGAGGACGGAGCCGAAGAGGAAGAAGGGGGCACGCUGGUGCUCAGCUGCUCCGCCUUUCGCGUGGAAGCCGGAGGGGAAGUGGAACGGGGGCUAGGCCAACACCGGGGGCUACCGGCGGGCUUCCACUGUCCAAACAUGGCCGUAUCGGUGCUGGAGGAACCCCGUGAAAGUUACGGACAGAGGAGCAGCCGUGUGAUGCACGCCAUCGAGUAUGCCGAUCUCGGAGCCUGUUACUACCGGAAGCAUUUUUACGGCAAAGAACACCAAAAUUUCUUCGGGGUGGAUGAUCAGCUGGGCGCGGUGGCCAUUUCACUCCGUCGCGAAGAGAAGGAAGGCAGCGCGGGUCCUCAGUUUAAUUACCGUCUUAUCAUUCGCACAAGCCAGCUGCGGACUCUGCGUGGAUCCAUUUUGGAGGAUGGGCUGCCUCUCACCGCUCGCCAUGGAUCUCCCCGUGGUGUCCCUCCCAAGAAGCUGCUGGAUCACCUCAUGCCGGAGCUCAACCUGCAGUGUCUCCGUCUCGCUUCCAGCUCCCCAAAAGUCCCCGAGACGUUGCUGAAGUUGGACGAGCAAGGGCUCAGCUUCCAGCGCAAAGUGGGGGUCCUGUAUUGCCGGGAGAAGCAGGGCUCGGAAGAGGACAUGUACAAUAAUGAGAAGUCUGGACCCACCUUUGAGGAGUUCCUGAACCUUCUGGGCGAGCGGAUCCGCCUGCUUGGCUUUGACAAGUACCGUGCCCAGCUGGACAACAAGAACGACUCCACGGGGACCCACUCUCUGUAUACCACAUAUCAGGACUAUGAGAUUAUGUUCCACGUCUCCACCAUGUUGCCCUACACACCAAACAACCGCCAGCAGCUGUUGAGGAAGCGACACAUUGGCAAUGACAUUGUCACCAUCAUCUUCCAAGAGCCGGGAGCCCUCCCCUUCACACCCCGCUUGGUCCGUUCCCAGUUCCAGCAUGUUUUCAUUGUGGUUAGAGUACACAGUUCCUCCACCGACCAUACCACCUACAGCGUGGCUGUCAGCUGCACCGAGGACAUCCCGCACUUCGGCCCUUCCAUUCCCGCCGAGAACUGUUUCCUGAAGGGCCCAGCUUUCCGGGACCUCCUGCUCGCCAAGGUGAUCAACGCGGAAAACGCCGCCGAACGCUCGGGCAAGUUCCACGCCAUGGCCACCCGGACGCGCCAGGAGUACCUCCGCGACUUGGCCCUCAACCACGUCACCACCAGCACCUUGGAGUCCUCCACCUCCCGCCGGCCGCUGAUCACGUUGCCGGCGGCCAAGAAGCGAGAAAAGUCCAAGGUUCCCAAGGGGGCCGAGGCCCACAGCGCAGGGGCUUUGGUGUGGGGCGUCUGGGCCCGGGACGGGAGCAAAGAACCCAACAGCAAGACGUUGGAGCUCCGGUGCCUGCUGGGCAUCUCGUCGGAGUUUCUAGUCCUCAUUGAGGCCCGCGAGAAGAGAGUGGUUUUCAACUGCUCGUGCCGGGACGUCCUAGCUUGGACCUUUUUGGAGAGUUGCACCUUGGACCUUUAUUACGAGACCGGGGAUUACAUUUGCAUGCGUGUGGACGAGGGUCAAGCGUCCGACAUUCGGGAUAUCGUCCAUCGGCUUCAAUUGGUGACCCGCGGGUGCGAGACGCGGGAACUGACCCUCUUACGGAACGGCGUCGGCCAGCUGGGCUUCCAAAUGGACCACGAAGGGUUUGUAACCGAAGUGGAACGCUUCACCUUUGCGGAAAAAGCCGGGCUCCAGCCAGGGGCCCGCCUGGUCCGUGUGUGCGAGAGGCCCUUGCCCGGCCUGACGCCCCCCCAGACCGCCGAACUCCUCCGCACGGCGAAAAAAGUCACCAUCACGGUCGUUCCUCCGGACGAGAACGGAAGACCCAGAAGGUGA
Molecule: messenger RNA, 2544 nt
Organism: Protobothrops mucrosquamatus (brown spotted pit viper)
Lineage: Eukaryota; Metazoa; Chordata; Lepidosauria; Squamata; Viperidae
Gene: SIPA1
Product: signal-induced proliferation-associated 1
Exons: 8
Coding region: 1-2544 (847 amino acids)
Biological process (GO): establishment of epithelial cell polarity; epithelial cell morphogenesis; regulation of small GTPase mediated signal transduction
Cellular component (GO): plasma membrane; Golgi apparatus; cytoplasm
Molecular function (GO): GTPase activator activity; protein binding
Source: RefSeq, a predicted model, not a curated record